Entrophospora sp. SA101 is the source of this 1098-nucleotide messenger RNA. The record is from the annotation of a GenBank genome assembly. NCBI's taxonomy places the organism in Eukaryota, Fungi, Glomeromycota, Glomeromycetes, Entrophosporales, Entrophosporaceae.
AUGGGAAAACGUUCCUCAGUACUUUCAAUAAAAAUUCCUGAAAACCGAUAUUUCUUUAAUCCAAUUUCUAUCGUAAUACCUAAAAACAUUUUACUUACCGGUUCUCCACUUUCUUCACCAACUAAAUCAGACGAGAUAUUUGAAAAAGAAUUGGAUAGAUCAAGGGAGGAGUUUAAUCAAUUUAAUAAAGAUUUAGAUGAGAUAGCAAAUUCAAUGGAAAAAUUAUAUGAAGACUCUCCUGAAUGGUUUACCACCAAUAUACAGGAAAUAAAAAAGAAACAAGACAAGAUUAUGGAAAAUGAGAUGAGCUUGGCAAAAUUAAAAACAUUUCAAGAUGAAGCUCACGAAGAUAUAAAUAAUGAUUUGAAGAAAAUUCAAGAUCAAAUAUACGAGCUUUUAGAAAAACAUCGUAUAGCUCGUUCAAACAUAUCCAAUCUUAGUGAUAAUCAAUCAAGAACAUCUGAACAAUUAGACAUUAUGUUACAAGCUAUACAUGAAUAUGCUCGAUUAAUAGAGGAAGCAAGCUUAACAAUCAAAACACAUUUUGAUGAUGUUGGAUCAACAAUAGAUUAUAAAUCAUAUGAAACAUUAGAUUUAUCACCGUUUCAACCACCACAAACACCAGAUGUAGCUUCUACCACACCAACAAGUGUAGGCGUUAAUUCACCUACAAAUCUCCCAACAACACAAGGUGGAGGAGGUUGCACGGGAGAUGAAGAAGAGAAUAAAAAUCAAGAAACAGAACAGGAAAAGGAUCAACAGCAGCCAAUUCAUCCAUUACCACGCUAUCAAAUUAAACAUCAAAAACUUUUGCUUAUGAGCAUGCGUAGAGCAGCUGUUGGGUUAAAAUUUUUGUUGUAUGCCAAUCAAUUGAAUGAUUACAAAAAUGGAUUUCCAGAUGGUGAAUGUGAUGUAGAUUUAGAUUUUAAUGAGGAUUCAUCUACCACUGAAGAAGUGGUAACAACUACUACUUAUCGAGAAGUUAUUCACGACAAAGAUACAACAAUAAAUACGAAUAACUGUAAUAAUAGCAGUAGCAGCAUUCCGGUGAAUGAAUAUGAAGACACCGAUUUACAACAUAUCGACAUCACAAAGUAG